CGUUUUUAACUAAAAAUAUUCUGUCAUAACUAAAGAAGAAAAAACUCCAAAUAAAUAAGGGCGCCAACACCAUAAACCCUCGCUAACAAAAACCUCGCCAUAGUGUCCUCUUUGACGAUUUUCUUUCAUUCUUUUGAUCAAAUUCAAUGGCUUUCUGGGGAGUUGAAUUGAAGCCAGGAAAGCCUUUUACUCUUAAAUCUACUGAAAUUAAAAGACUUCACCUUUCCCAGGCGACAUUGGGGCUUGGUAAUGCAACAACUAGAAGCAUUCUUCAGUGUAAUGUUGGGAACAAAAGUCCACUUUUCUUGUGUGUCCUGUCUCCUGAAAAGGUUGAUUCUUGCCAACUCAAUAUUGAGUUUGAAGAAGCUGAUGAUGUUGUCUUCUCUGUCAUCGGACCUCGGAGUAUUCACCUCACUGGCUACUUCCUCGGAAAGGGUUCCGGUUUAGGCCAAAAUGAUGACGAAUCUGAGUCUUACGGCGAGGAUAUAGUAGAUACAGACUUGGAGAAAGGUAGCAGUGAUGAUUAUGAUUAUAGCGAUAGUUUCAUCAAUGACAAUGAUCCAUCUGCCCUCGGUUCUCACGUCUCUAGUACUGACGAAGAUGAAAUAUCUAUUAAGGAAAUGGCAGCGAAAACAAAGGACAAGGAAACAUAUCGAAAAGGUGGAAGACUAAGGAAGAAAUUUCAGGUCUCUGAUUCAGAUUCUGAUGAAACUUCAGCUAGAGCUGAUGACUCUACCAAUGAGGAUUCGAUAGAAGUUGAAAACAAGAUUCAUGCAGAGAAUCCUUUGCCUUCAAGGCUUACAAGAUCAAAGGCAAGAAGUUCGAUUUUUGAAAAUGGCGAGCCUAAUUCCAAGUGUGAGAAGACGUCGGAAGCAAAAACUCAAACCGACAACACUCUGGAUAAAAGUGAGGAUAAGCUUUUGGUUGUUGCUGAACCUUCACCCGUUAAGAAUGAAUGUGAAACUCUUCCGAAGAAAAAACAAAACAAGGAAAAGUCUAAGACUUCAGUUGUGAUUAAUCUAGAUGAGGGAGAUGAAAGGCAUAUGCCUGAAAGUCUUCAGAAUGAGAAGCAAGCUUCUGAAAAGGGGAUCGAAUCAUCAAUCGAUGCGUUGCCCUCUCAGAAUGGUGAUGACACCACAAAGAAAAAGAGGAAAAGAGAUAGAAGAGAAGAAGCUACAGAGAGCAAGAAACAAGCGAUCGACCAUGAGAAGAACGUUGAGAAAGAAGCUGUUUCAAAUGAAGUAAUCAUUGAGGAAAUUGAGCAAGGAAAGCCAGACGGGAAAACAGCCGUGAAUGGGAAAAAAGUGAGCAUACUAUAUACUUCCAAGUUAAAAGACACUGGAGAAAUGGUUAACUCAAACAUCGGAGAAACUCCAUUCAGAUUUCGCUUAGGCGGAGAGAAAGUCAUAAAAGGUCUCAGCGUUGGUGUAGAAGGGAUGCGAGUUGGUGAUAAGAGAAGACUCAUCAUUCCGCCAUCCCUCGGGUACUCGGAGGAGGGAUUGAAUGGUGAUGUCCCUAAGAAUGCGUGGCUAGUUUAUGAAGUGGAGGUUGUGAAAGUCAGAUGAUAUGCCAUUAGCUUUUGAUAGGGUUUUUGCUCCGAGUCUUCUACAUGCCUCCUGUUUUAGGACUUUCUUAGCAGUUACAAUUUUAAAAACUCCUGAUUUAUUCCUUUUAAUUCCUAUCAGUGUUUUGUUUUGAGUUCAUGCUGGUUAUAGAUGAAUCAAUGCUUCUGAGUUCUUUGAAACAUACGACUCUUAGUUCAUUUUGAGUCUUAGGCCAUCAAACAUACGGCUAAGCACAUAUGUUCCAGUUGAAUGUAAGGUUUGUGAUGUCGACCGAGUUUGUAUCUGAUUUAAAUGAUAGAUGGUUAACUUAGAAGAGGACUUAU
Thlaspi arvense is the source of this 1888-nucleotide messenger RNA. The record is from the annotation of a GenBank genome assembly. NCBI's taxonomy places the organism in Eukaryota, Viridiplantae, Streptophyta, Magnoliopsida, Brassicales, Brassicaceae.